AUGGCUCGGGAGAUUUGGGAAUACCUCGGAACAAGGGGCAAACAGACGCUUCUGAUGUGGCAGAUUAUGAGCACCUGCUAUCCAAAGGAAUUCCAACGUGUCAGUCCAUUGUACAGCUUGAGGGUCAGAGUCCCGGCAAAAUCGAUAGGAUCUUACAUCAAGAUGAUGGACAGCUCGCCUGAAAAUUGGGACGCGGUACUUUCUAUGUCGACGGCCUACGCUAGUAUCUCCGACUUGGUGAAUGUGACUCAGAUAAAGGGCCUGGUUGCUCUCGAGAUCAACAAUGAGAAACGAGAGCCUAUAGGUCUGGCGGUGUCCAACUCCCACAUAUCUGCUGGUAUGGACGACAACCUCGUCCACACCUGGCUCCAAGAAGUUCAAUCCACUGGCCACCUCCGACAAUUGCAAGUUCUGAGACUUUAUGAACAGAAGCAUCUCACGAGUAACAUCUUCUGGAUGCUGAAAGGUUUUCCUCAGUUAAAACUUGUCAUCCUAUACCAGUGCCCAAUCAUUACACGCUAUCUGAAUCAAAAGAUUGAAAAAUCCCAGGAUGCUGCUCUCGAGAAUGACUGGGUGAUUCGAAGAUUCGACCGGUUUCCUCAUGAGUCACGGAGAGAUUGCGCCCUGAAGCAUUUAGGACCACUCCUUGAGGUGUACCGUCAAAUCGCGGAGUCCCAAGCUCAAGGUGCAGAGAGCCAGACACCUCUCUUGAAACCUUGUCGUUCACUCUUAGAGUUCGCAAUCCCUUAUCCGACCUACGAUGAUCCAGAAAAGUUGCAGAGAAGGGCUCAUUAUGCGGCCAAAAGCAUAUUUAUCAUGACUCGAGCAGAUGUGAGCAAUCGCAAGCGUGCUCCCCCGCAUGAAGAACGGCGCCCACGAGACCAUGGCAAGAGGGUCAUGAGGAAACAGCGCCCCAAUGAUACGAUGGAUUUGUUGGCAGAGUUUCUUUGA
Molecule: messenger RNA, 951 nt
Organism: Penicillium oxalicum
Lineage: Eukaryota; Fungi; Ascomycota; Eurotiomycetes; Eurotiales; Aspergillaceae
Exons: 2
Coding region: 1-951 (316 amino acids)
Source: RefSeq, a predicted model, not a curated record